Molecule: messenger RNA, 5285 nt
Organism: Anguilla rostrata (American eel)
Lineage: Eukaryota; Metazoa; Chordata; Actinopteri; Anguilliformes; Anguillidae
Gene: e2f4
Product: E2F transcription factor 4
Exons: 10
Coding region: 275-1468 (397 amino acids)
Biological process (GO): regulation of transcription by RNA polymerase II
Cellular component (GO): RNA polymerase II transcription regulator complex
Molecular function (GO): protein dimerization activity; RNA polymerase II cis-regulatory region sequence-specific DNA binding; DNA-binding transcription factor activity, RNA polymerase II-specific
Source: RefSeq, a predicted model, not a curated record
CAUCCCAACAUGCACUGCGUCCCUAACGGCUCCAUACUAGAGGACCUCAUUGCCGGGUGGCUACAGGCCGAGUGGAUUCGGGAAUAUUGGAGCCGAACCGAACCGGCCGAACUCCCCUGGAGAGCCGAGGCUGUUAUUGGACCGUAGUAUCCUGGGCAUCCCUAGGAUUGCAGCGCGUGCCGCGGGGCCAGCAGCGUUGAAGUCGAGAAGAGGGGGGACACCGCAGGGGGACAACAACGAACCGAGCAACCCGAACCAGGCUGUAGCUAUCCUGAUGGAGCUGGAGAUUACCAGAUCCGACCUGGGAGCCAUGGCCGAGUCACUGCAGCCCCAAACCCCGAGCAGACACGAAAAGAGUCUGGGAUUGCUAACAACCAAAUUUGUUACUUUACUCCAAGAGGCCAAGGACGGAGUUCUAGACCUGAAAGUAGCGGCCGACACCCUCGCUGUGAGGCAGAAGAGGCGCAUCUAUGACAUCACCAACGUCCUGGAAGGCAUCGGGCUCAUCGAGAAGAAGUCCAAGAACAGCAUUCAGUGGAAGGGUGUCGGCCCCGGGUGCAACACGCGGGAGAUCGCGGACAAGCUGAUCGACCUGAAGGCGGAGCUGGAGGACCUGGACCGGCGGGAACACGAGCUGGACCAGCAGCGGGUCUGGGUCCAGCAGAGCAUCAAGAACGUGACGGACGACACGCAGAACAGCAAGCUGGCUUAUGUUACCCACGAAGACAUCUGCGGCUGCUUCAAAGGUGACACUCUCCUGGCAAUUCGAGCUCCCUCAGGCACGCAGUUGGAGGUGCCCAUACCUGAGGCAGCGCUGAACAGCCAGAAGAAGUAUCAGAUCCACUUGAAGAGCACUUCCGGCGCCAUCGAGGUCCUGCUGGUCAACAAGGACACGUCUGGCUCCGCCCCCGUGGUCCUGCCCGUCCCCCCGCCAGAGGACAUGUUCCAGAGCCUCCCCACCCCCUCCGCCACGGCCGCCGCCCCCAAGGGCGAGACCCCGCCCGCCCAGCCCGCGGCGGACCAAUCGCCAUCCUCCGCCGCGGCCUCGCCCGUCUCCGCCCCCGCGGUGCCCACACCCGAAACUUCCAGCAACAGCACCAGCGCACUUGAGCUUGCCCCGCCCGUCGCAGACACACCGGCCAAUGAGACGUCCUCCCUGGACACCCAGCCCCUCCAAUCUUCCGCCUCAUUGGACAGCAGCUCCUCGAUCCCGGCCUCCUCCGCAGUCUUCGAGCCCAUCAAGGCGGAUCCUUCAGAGAUGCUGGACUUCCCUAAAGAACUCACGGAGAUGUUGGACCCAACUAAAGAAAUUAUGAGCCCUGACCUUUUGGAAGAGCUCAUGGCUUCUGAAGUGUUCUCUCCUCUCCUCCGUCUCUCUCCUCCACCUGGCGACCACGACUACAUCUAUAACCUGGACGAGAGCGAAGGUCUCUGUGACCUGUUUGAUGUGCCCAUCCUUAACCUUUGACCCCUGACCUCGGCCACUGGGCGUAUGUGAAUAGGGAUUUUAACAGGAAGAAAGAACUUUUUUUUUUUUUACCCUUUUUUGUGGGAAAAAAAGAAGAAUGAAUAUAUUUUUGGAUCCUUGUAUUAUAAGCUGAUUUGGUUGAACUAACGAAGUUUUUUUUUUUUUUUUUUGUUUUAAAAUCACUAUUUACCCCGACCUUUUUCCUUCUCCAAAAGCAAGUCAUUUUUUUCUGUACUCAUGACAGUUUCUGGGAGAUCAGCACUUGCCUCCCAGCUUCAGUUGUGGUGUACGCAUCGUUUGUGUGGCUGACACCCUUUUAAUGUAAUCAAUACCAUCCUUAUUUAUAGAACCCACACGCAAGUGGGUGAUAAGUGUAGUACUUUUCUUUUUUUGUCUCUCUUUCUUUGUUUAAAGAGCUUGUUUUUCAUUUUGAACUUGUGCGCUAAGAAUGGAGCUAAGAGGCUGACUGGAAACGAGCAGUGCGCCCUCUACAGGAUGAGUGUGGAAACGAAGAGGACAGAGCAUGACGUUCACGAGGCUGCAGUUACCCUUCUGUCCAGGAGAUGGCGCCAGAGUGCCGGAAGCAGUGCCUGGCUGACGUUUGUUAGAUGCCUCAUACCAGCAACAACCCCCCCCCCCUUCCCUCAGAGUCCUGUGUGCUAUCAGUUCUGCUAAAGCCAUCCGUCCUGUCAUCGUACACACCACCAGUCACUUAUUAAAAAGAAAAAAAAAAAGAAGGGGGUUCAACUUUAGUUUGCUUUUAUUUCGAGACAAAUGUAAAUUUGUCCGAAGAUAUUUUGCGAUCUCUUCUUGCCUGAAGUGUAGAAGGUUUUCAAGCUUGUUUUUAAUCAGAAUUCAUUUUUGCGUGUGUGUGUGUGUGCAUAUUUGCGUGUGUGUGUGUGUACGUGUUUGCGCGCGUGUGCGUGUGCUUAUCUACAAGAGGGAGCGAAUUGUAGCCCACAGUCAUAAUGCCCAGUAUAUUCAGAAACUCAUGUUCGUAUUGAUGUGCGUUUGUUUUGCAGGCUUAUCGGCGCCAGGUGUCACCGAUGCAGAAUGUGUGACAUAUUACGGUGCUGUCAGGGUGUAGAAAACGGCCAAUGUGCUGCCCCCCCCCCAACCCCCCCCCCCCUCGCCCCCCCGACGGGAGAGUCUGCCGGCCCCGCCGGCGUCUGUAACCGGACUCCUGGAGUAUCGGCAUGUCCCGCAUCACCUGCCUGUCCAGGUGUGUGUACGCAACACCUGCGCUGUCCUCCGCACUGCCCUGGCUGCGGUGAGGCAGAUGAAUCGCCAACCAAGCAAAAUAUAUUUAAUGUUUUUUGGUGGCUCGACAGACCUGAACGUUAAGGCUCCAAGUACUGCUUUUAAACAAAUGUGUCACUCACCCCAAGGGGUGGCUAGUGGUACCUAUCACCCUCUGACCUCUGACACGUCAGUCUGGACAUGUGCGCGGUGUAAAGAGGUUAGGCGAGAGUUGCGUUGUCACGGCGAUUCGCACGAGGUCGGUUUUCACUUUUUAUUAUUUUACAGGGUCUUGUGAUGCUUUCGGGACGUCCGGGCGACGUUGACGUGACCUUUCAGUGGUCUGCGUCUGCACGGGUGUGCUUGAAGCAAGUUUAACCCAUUUAUGGGGCAAAUGUAAUCUGGAGUAUAAGCUAAGAACAGACCAUAUGAAGAAUUGUUGUAGGUAAAAAAAAGAAAAAAAAAAAGAAAAGUGUUAUUUGCAUUUGACUUUUUUUGUCUAGGUUUUUACCAUAUUAUUUUCCAGUAGGGCCAGCUAGCUAUAUUGAUGGACUUGGGAACAUGUCAACGUUAAUGGGAAAGCAGACGGAUCCAUGUUGGAAUAAUUGAGUUAUUCCUUUGAUUAGAUCUGUCCCAUGCUUCCGUCUGCUGUCAAGAGUGAAAUGAUGUCACAAUCAGGGUGAACUCCCCUCUCUCCCCCCCAACGGGUUUCCUGGGUUGGGUCACAGGAUAUAUUAAAAAAUCUUCCCCAGUGAGAUUGUAACAGAUCUGUUUAUUGGUUUAGCUACUGUAGGAGAGCCAACACCAGGUUUGAUCUCUCUGGUUUUUACCCCCUAUUUGCGAAAUUUUCACAAGUUCGCUGGUUGUACCUCAAAGUGCUCAGAUAUGAAACCUUGUUUGGGGGGGAGUCUGUUCUGUUUGGAACACACAGGGCCCCACAGACCCUGUCACUGUUCGUUUGGGACAGAUGGUGGCAUGGACUCAUAGCAGCCGCCCCCCCCCCCCCCAAUCCAAAUUUAACUGCAGUUCAAACAGACAGUGCACAGCAGGAAAAAAUCUGUGCCUGUGUCUAUGUCCUGCUGUCAAAAAAAGGUUUGUUGUACAAAUGUGUGUGUGUGUGAGAGAAAGAGAGAGACUCUGCGUGUAUGUGUGUGAGAGAGAGACUGCGCAUAUGUGUGUGUGUGUAUGAGAGAGAGAGAGACUGCGCAUACGUGUGUGUGUGUGUGUGUGUAUGAGAGAGAGAGACUGCGCAUAUGUGUGUGUGUCUCUUCUGUCGCAGUGGCUGUAAACGUUGAUCAGAUUUCUCUGUUCUUGUCCAGAGCAGGGGCCGAUUUUUUGUAUUUGGAGUAGAAAGGGUUCCACCUGACACACCUGGGCAAGGCUGGGCGGUACUUGGAAUGGGGGAUAAAAGGUGUGCUGUUCUGUGAUUGGCUGAACGCAGAGUUCGCUGGAACCGCUGCUUUUUAAAAUUUUUAUCCCUUGUAAAGAUUUUUUCCAAAAAUUAUUUUUGGUGCGUCUUAAAUUGUUUUAUCAACACUGUCCUCUUAUAAUCGUUUUAUCCCACUGUCUCCACUCACAUUGAAGUUGUAUCUUAUCCAAGAGUUGGUAUAUUUGUGCUGCCUAAAUGUGUAGCUGUACUGUGCAUCCCAAAAAGGAAUAAGUUCUUAUAUGGUUAUAUACUGAACUGAAUACCGUUCAUGUGUUGUUUUUUCUGAGUGUGCACGUGUGUGUGUGUGUGUGUGUGUGUGUGUGUGUGUGUGUGUGUGUACAAGCACUUCUGAAUGAAUGUGAAAUUAACUAAUGAAAUUUCUUUUUAAAGGGAUGUUUUCUAAAAAAAAAUUUUUUAAAAACAACAAAACAAAAGCAGUGCCAUGACAUCAACUAAUCUGAACAGUAGUAUAUAUAUAUAUAUAUAUAUUUUUUUUUUCCCCAGAAGCCUGUGUGUGGUCUUGCUUAAGACAUUAUUUUUGUUUGGCUUUAUCUCUGAGUACCCACUGCAUCACCUUUUUGACUGUAUAUCUGUAUAACACCAUUUUAGAUAUGUAUACAUGUUAAGUGUGUGUGUGUGUGUGUGCGUGCGUGCGUGCGUGUGUGCGCGUGCGUGCUUGUGUGUGUGGAGAGGGGAUGUCCAAGUGUUUUUAAACACUCAAGUUUUUUACUUGUUCAUGCCAUUCUAGGCAGUGCAGUUCUGUUUGUAUACAGUGAGCAUUUAUUUUUAUAUUUGUGGAAUAUACAAAAAAAAAUCAUUUGGAUUUUUUUCUAUAUAUAUGUAUGAAUAUAUAUAAUUUGUAUUGAUCCAAGUCAUCUCAACAUGGAUAUUUACAAUAGUACUCCCAGUUAAAAAUACACCUGGACUCCUGGUGUUGAAGCUGUCGCCUGUAUUUUGAGGUAUGACUUCAACGCGGAAGCCUUUGGUGUCCAGGGAAUUCUUCCUAUAUAAAUAUAUAUUUUUAAACAAACUUCAGGAUUUGUAGAGAGGCCAAGCGUAUGUAAGAGAAUAUUUGUAACAGAAUGGUUCUCUAUGUCUAUAGUUACUACCCGUACCACAGAAAGAGAUUUGAAUAAAUAAAUAAAUAAA